AUGAGCCUCACUCGAUCACUCAGGCAACUCCUUAGCCUCAGCCGACCAGCACCCCCCCGCCAGUCCCACUACUCAACCGCACCCACCCAGACACCCUCUCCAGCCCAGCCAGCCAAAUUCGCACGAUUCAUCCGCAAGCCGCCCCCGCCAAGAAUACCCAAACCACAUCAUGGAAUAGAGACCGUCGAGGCAUUCCUCGAAUCCCUCCGAAGACCAUCCCUGCUGGCACUCGCGAACAAGUUCACAGAGUGGGACCAGCUCUUCUCCCUCGAGCCCAAGACCCAGCUGGUCAAGGAUGGCACACUCUCAGUCCCUAAGGAACGACGAUAUCUUCUGAGGUGCAUGGAACUAUUCAGACAUGGAUUGGAUCCUAAGGAAUUCGCUGUCGGCGUCAGGAAACCGAAGAAAUUCAGAGGAUGGGGUCCGCGUGUCCAACACGGAAAGCGACUCAGGGGCAAGCCGGCCGGGCGAGUGACAAUAUAA
Molecule: messenger RNA, 483 nt
Organism: Puccinia triticina
Lineage: Eukaryota; Fungi; Basidiomycota; Pucciniomycetes; Pucciniales; Pucciniaceae
Exons: 4
Coding region: 1-483 (160 amino acids)
Cellular component (GO): mitochondrion
Source: RefSeq, a predicted model, not a curated record